Manihot esculenta (cassava) is the source of this 2181-nucleotide messenger RNA. RefSeq names its product U4/U6.U5 tri-snRNP-associated protein 2. The record is from RefSeq and is a predicted model, not a curated record. The transcript has 10 exons. Gene Ontology annotation, biological process: spliceosomal complex assembly; mRNA processing; protein deubiquitination. Bases 192 to 1886 code for a protein of 564 amino acids. Gene Ontology annotation, molecular function: zinc ion binding; cysteine-type deubiquitinase activity. NCBI's taxonomy places the organism in Eukaryota, Viridiplantae, Streptophyta, Magnoliopsida, Malpighiales, Euphorbiaceae.
GACGUUUGAGCUUAGGGUUGUAGCAUCCUCAACAGUCAUUUGUUGCUGAUGCCUUUCUUCUCUCCUUACUUCAGCCUGCUCUGUCACUUUCCCUCUGCUGCUGUUGUCACUCUCUCUUCCCGAUCACUCCAUAGACGGUUGUUCACAACAACGAUGGUGCUCUUCAACAGUGACAUCUGAGAUAGCAUAAAAUGAAAACAAAAAGAGAAGAUAAUAAUGUGGAGAGUGAGAAACGUUCCCCAAAGCGGCGAAGAGUGGUUGAAAACCACUCUUCUUCUGCAUCUCCUUCUCCACAAAUCAUUGAUAACCCACUUGUGCCCUACAAUGACAUGGAUGAUGAUGAAGAUGAUGAAAGAAUGAGAAGAGAACGGAAUAACAAUAACAGAGCAGGUGAAUAUGGAGAAGGUGUAGCAGGGAAUGGCUAUCAAGGUCCAGAUGUAGAAGACAAAGAAGAAGAAGAAGAAGAUGAUGAUGAUGGACAAGGGUCCAAUCAAGAGAACCGGAGGAAUCUAAUUGAGCCUCGUGAAGACUGCCCUUAUCUUGAUACUGUGAAUCGUCAGGCGUUGGAUUUUGAUUUCGAGAAAUUUUGUUCUGUCUCUUUGUCAAACCUGAAUGUAUAUGCAUGUUUGGUUUGUGGGAAAUAUUACCAAGGGAGAGGGAAGAAAUCCCAUGCAUAUACUCAUAGCCUUGAAGCAGGACACCAUGUCUAUAUUAAUCUUCAGACUGAGAAAGUUUACUGCCUUCCUGAUGGAUAUCAAAUUAUUGACCCAUCGCUGGAUGACAUUCGGCAUGUUCUGAACCCGAGGUUUACUAGGGAUCAGGUUGAUCAACUUGACAAAAACAGACAAUGGUCCAGGGCACUUGAUGGGUCUGAUUAUCUUCCUGGAAUGGUGGGCCUGAAUAACAUUAAAGAGACUGAUUUUGUUAAUGUCACUAUUCAGUCUCUAAUGAGAGUUACACCUUUAAGAAAUUUCUUCCUUAUCCCUGAAAACUAUCAGCAUUGCAGAUCUCCUCUUGUUCAUCGCUUUGGAGAACUCACAAGAAAGAUAUGGCAUGCUAGGAACUUUAAAGGACAGGUGAGCCCGCAUGAAUUUCUCCAAGCAAUUAUGAAAGCCAGUAAAAAACGAUUUCGGAUAGGACAGCAGUCUGAUCCUGUGGAGUUCAUGGCAUGGCUUCUUAAUACACUACAUGCAGAUCUUAGAAAUUCAAAGAAAAAUAACAGCAUUAUUUAUGAGUGCUUUCAGGGGGAGCUGGAAGUUGUAAAAGAGAUUCCUAGCAAAUUUAUUGUUGAUAAGAAGGCAAAUGGCGAUGACCAGAAUGUUGAUGGUGGGAAUGAACAUGAUGAUGUUUUCACAGAAACUUCUACAAUGCCAUUCUUGAUGCUUGGACUGGAUUUGCCACCACCACCUCUAUUUAAAGAUGUGAUGGAAAAGAAUAUAAUACCCCAGGUUCCUCUGUUCAAUAUACUGAAGAAAUUUGAUGGUGAAAUGGUGACUGAAGUUGUCCGCCCUCGUGUUGCCCGGAUGAAAUAUCGAGUCACUAGAUUGCCACAGUAUUUAGUACUCCACAUGCAACGGUUCAAAAAGAACAACUUUUUUAUUGAGAAAAAUCCAACCUUAGUCAACUUUCCUGUGAAGAACUUGGAACUGAAGGAUUAUAUACCAUUGCCAAUGCCGAAAGAGAAUGAGAAGUUGCGAUCUAAGUAUGAUUUGAUAGCCAAUAUUGUUCAUGAUGGAAAACCCAAGGAGGGAUUCUACAGAGUGUUUGUGCAGCGGAAAUCAGAGGAGCUAUGGUAUGAGAUGCAGGAUCUGCAUGUUUCUGAAACUCUUCCACAAAUGGUUGCGCUAUCUGAGGCAUAUGUGCAGAUAUAUGAGCAGCAGAAGUAGCAGUAGCAUUUAGAGGAAAUCCCAUUGUUUUCUGUAGUUCAUUUUAGAUACAUAGUUUUUAACUUCCCACAAAUGUUUGCGAAUGAGAAGACUCUAAGGAAAAAUAUUGAAAAUUCGGCCAAAGAAAGUUGGCUGCAUUUUUUUCUAUAUGGUGAAAGUGGAAGGCAGCAUCAUUAGUUGAAUCUCGACUUUGAAAAGAAUCCGUCUGUGGGAGCAUGUAUCUUACCUUGAAACUGUAACUCUGCCAAUCAAUUGUACAUGCGUUUUAACAGUUUAUUUUAUUUUAUUUUUACUA